Messenger RNA from Oryzias latipes (Japanese medaka), 2118 nucleotides. RefSeq names its product ras-related protein rab7. Gene Ontology annotation, biological process: phagosome-lysosome fusion; endosome to lysosome transport. Gene Ontology annotation, cellular component: lysosome; phagocytic vesicle; late endosome. Gene Ontology annotation, molecular function: GTP binding; GTPase activity. Lineage: Eukaryota; Metazoa; Chordata; Actinopteri; Beloniformes; Adrianichthyidae. The record is from RefSeq and is a predicted model, not a curated record.
GAGGAAGUGAAAGGGGAAAACAGAAGCUCGCGCUACUAGCUAGUUAGCUUGCAGGCAGGGAAGUAGUCCAGGAAAGUGCCAAAUUUACACAAGAAUAGUAGAUAACCUGCCCUCGUCAUUUUACAGAGCGGGACCGUCUUUGAUAUUAGUGGAGUAGGAAUUACAUUUCUUGGGAGAAUUUGGAACACGGCGUCUCCGAAUUUACGAUACUCUGUCUUAACGAAUAACAAGAUUCCGGCAAAGCUGACAUAACCUCGUUAGCCGCCGUCGCUAGCUAUCCUGAACAAUAACAGCCGGCUCUCAUCCGGGAAGGAGUCCGCUCGCUGCUCCGUUAACUUCGAGCUGUGGAAACAUGACUUCUAGGAAGAAAGUGCUGUUGAAAGUCAUCAUCCUGGGAGAUUCUGGUGUUGGAAAGACUUCACUAAUGAACCAGUAUGUGAAUAAAAAAUUUAGCAACCAGUACAAAGCCACAAUAGGAGCCGAUUUCCUGACCAAGGAGGUGAUGGUGGAUGACAGACUUGUAACAAUGCAGAUCUGGGACACGGCUGGCCAGGAGAGGUUCCAGUCACUGGGUGUAGCUUUCUACCGGGGAGCAGACUGCUGCGUCCUGGUUUUUGAUGUGACCGCGCCCAACACCUUCAAAACGCUCGACAGCUGGAGGGAUGAGUUUCUAAUCCAGGCCAGCCCCAGAGAUCCCGAAAACUUUCCCUUCGUGGUUCUAGGCAACAAGAUCGAUCUGGAGAACAGACAGGUGACCACCAAACGGGCUCAGGCGUGGUGUCAGAGUAAGAACAACAUCCCUUACUUUGAGACCAGUGCCAAAGAAGCCAUUAAUGUUGAACAGGCAUUCCAGACAAUCGCACGCAACGCCCUCAAACAGGAGACAGAAGUCGAGCCGUAUCCCGACUUCCCCGAGCCCAUAAAACUGGAUAGAAAUGACCGAGCUAAAGCUUCUGCAGACAGCUGCAGCUGCUGAGGGAGAACUGGGACCGUCUUUUCACGUGAAACAUCCCGCCAUCACCUCCACCUCGCUCCUAGGGAAAGAACUUUCCCACCGGUCUUCCUCUUUCACACAGCUCUUCACUCUUACUGUCACAAUCCCUUCACGCAUUUUGUUGCACAUGGAUGUAUCUCUCCACAUUUGGUACACAAACUAAGACAUUUCAGUGUUUUCCUUUUAAUAUGUAAACAAGUCCAGUGUCCAAAGAACACACAAGAAGGAUAACGCCCCCUCAUUGCAAAUGAACUGCUGAUUUCUGCUCCAUGUGUCAGGCGGGACCCUUACAGACAAGGCCAGGUUGGGGGCUCGUGUUCAAAGAGUGCAAUCUGGGUGGACUGACCGUUUGUGAGAUGAUGUUGGCUAAUUGCAGCAUCCCAAGUAUCACUUCUUUCGCUUUUUUUUGCCAAUUUCCUAGAUAAAAUAUGACAAAAUAUGUAGUUGAUGAUGCCAUUUUUGAACUAAUAUAAAGAACUUUUUCCUCCCUUUGUUUUUUUUUUUGUGUGUGCACUUUUUGCCUUUAAAUGUUAUGCCAUGGGGGGGGGAUUGGAUGAUUUUGGGCAACAUCUUCAAUUGCAGUUUUCAGAAAGUUACCUUCCUUCAUCGAUCGAUCGGUUCCCCUUUUCAAACACUAGUGAUUGUAAGUCCUCUCCCCCGUUGAAGUCGAAUUGAACUGCCUCGUACUCUCUUAAGUAAACGUUGACACGGCGCUCACUGUGCAAAAUGUUCUUUCUCUGAAACAAUGAUUUUCUUUUUUGCCUUUUAUGUAACAUUGCUUGUACUGCUUCUAUUACCGCUGUAUGUGUUCUGUCUCUGAUCAGGCAUCUCUGUGCAUCAAAACAACAAAAAAAGACAGAAUGCAUCACCAACAGCAUCAAUCUGAAGUCUUUGUCAUUGCUGUUCAAUCUAUCUGCUUGUAGCUCAGGUUGGCAAGUACAUAUUUUUAACAGAUUGUGUAUUAUGGUGUAUAGACGGCAAAGAAUUAAACUAAAAUCUUUCUUCUGUCUUUCCAUUUAAACAAAUGAUUUGACUUUCGGCUCUGGUUUUGCUCUUUACAGAAAACUUUACUGCAAUGCCAAUGAUGUUGUGGAAGAAACAAUAAAACUCUUGAAUAAAUCAAA